Molecule: messenger RNA, 2185 nt
Organism: Engraulis encrasicolus (European anchovy)
Lineage: Eukaryota; Metazoa; Chordata; Actinopteri; Clupeiformes; Engraulidae
Gene: calub
Product: calumenin b
Exons: 7
Coding region: 93-1049 (318 amino acids)
Cellular component (GO): endoplasmic reticulum
Molecular function (GO): calcium ion binding
Source: RefSeq, a predicted model, not a curated record
GUUGAUGACUAGGUUAGGGCGGGUGACCGGAGACGCUGCAAAAGUGAAGUAUUCGGCAAGGAAACCGGGCCCUGUGAGUGCGUUUUGAAGUCAUGGAGCGGUGUGUGCUGCUGCUGGUGUUGCUUGGGGUGUGUUGUGUGGCGUUGGCCAGAGGAAAGCCCAUGGAGAAGAAGGAUCGUGUGCAUCACGACACGCCGCUUAGCAACCUGGAGCAUGACGACGGAGAGAACUUCGACUAUGACCACGAAGCCUUCCUCGGACAGGAGGAAGCCAAGACUUUCGACCAACUUACGCCCGAGGAGAGCAAAGAGAGACUCGGUAUGAUUGUGGACCGUAUGGAUGAGGACCACGAUGGCUUUGUGUCGAUGGAGGAGAUGAAGCGCUGGAUCAAGCACGCCCAGAAGCGCUGGAUCUACCAGGACGUGGACCGCCAGUGGCAGGGUCAUGAUGUUAACGGGGACAGCUACGUCUCCUGGGAGGAGUACCGCAACGCCACCUAUGGAUACAUCAUGGAUGAGCCAGACUCGGAGGAUGGCAUCAGCUACAGGCAGAUGAUGGAGCGAGAUGAGCGGCGUUUCAAGAUGGCCGACUCCAACAAGGAUGGACAUGCGGAUAAGGAGGAGUUCACCGCCUUCCUCCACCCCGAGGAGUACGACUACAUGAAGGACAUCGUCGUCAUCGAGACAAUGGAGGAUAUUGACAAGAAUGGAGACGGCCUCAUCGAUCUGAAUGAGUACAUUGGUGACAUGUACAACACGGACGGUGAUAAGGCCGAUGAGCCAGAGUGGGUCCGCACAGAGCGGGAGCAGUUCACCGAGUUCCGUGACAAAAACAAGGACGGCCACAUGGACCUCACAGAGACGCGCGACUGGAUCUUGCCCGAAGACUACGACCACGCAGAGGCCGAGGCCAAACACCUGGUGUACGAGUCUGACACCAACCAGGAUGGGCGUUUGACCAAGGAUGAGAUUGUGGACAAGUAUGACUUGUUUGUGGGGAGCCAGGCCACAGACUUUGGGGAGGCUUUGGCCAGACAUGAUGAGUUCUAGACACACGUAUAUCUGUCCAGAAAAACACUGUGUGUAGGUUUGUAUGAGUGUGUGUUGUUUACUGAGCACCUGUGAGAUUUUUUAUUUUAUAUAUCAAGUUUGAUAAUUGUGCGUGCGUGCGUGUGUGUGUGUCUGUGUGCCAGUCACUUUUUUUGAUUGUGUGCGCGCGUGUGAAUGUAUGCAAGAGUGUGUGUGUGUGUGUGUGUGUGUGUGUGUGUGUGUGUGUGUGUGUGUGUGUGUGUGUGUGUGUGUGUGUGUGUGUGUGUGUGUGUGUGUGUGUGUGUGUGUGUGUGUGUGUGUGUGUGUGUCUGCGUGCGUCUGCGUGCGUGUGUCUGUAUAUAAGUGUGUUUGCCAGUGAAUGCAUGUGAAGCUGCAGGGAGGACCUCAUGGAUAUUGCUAAGAACUGAUCUCACUACCACACUGACUGCACCCCAGUCUACCUUCCUAUCCCCAGCGGUCACUCGGCCACCACACCGCCCUCUCAUGACAAACUAUGGCGCAGUAUAAGGCCUUCAUCAACAUGAGCAUGACAUGGUGCUGUAUAAGACCUGUUCUAAGCAUCCAUAAGGCCAUGUCUAACCAUGACACUGCUCUGCAUAAGGCCUUAAUAAACACAAGGCCCUGAAGAGCCCUGAAGCUUGAUUUGAUAGGGGGGGUGUUUCUAUGUGGUUAUUUUCUUACUAUUUGAAUUGUGUUCAAAAUCAUGUUAUUUAAGGAUUGAAGGUGUAAGUUGGCUACAAGUAUAGCAGCUGACUGAAGAUGUGACGUGAUGAAAUGUUGCAAGCUGCCUCUGUGUCACCAAAAAUCACUACAGCGCUGGAUUUACCAAACUAGUCUUUUUUACCUUCCAAUAUGCAAUAUAUUAUAUAUUAUAAUAUUACUGUAUCUACAACAUGUAAUGUUAUGUUGAAUAUGGUUAUUAAUGGCAAUGUUGUUAAUUGUAACAUGCGUGUAGUGAUAUGGUUAUUGCAAUAUGUGAAUUUCAAAUGAAUAGCCAUGGUGAAGAACAGCACUAGUGUGGUAGCUGUGACGGGGUCAGGGGUGUUUAGCCGUGUGUGGCCCAGGUGAAUGAUCUUAGGGGUUUGUAUGCACUGUUCACCUUUUCCUUUGGAUUGUUUGUGUGGACUUAUGUUUGU